Parnassius apollo (apollo) is the source of this 984-nucleotide messenger RNA. The record is from the annotation of a GenBank genome assembly. Lineage: Eukaryota; Metazoa; Arthropoda; Insecta; Lepidoptera; Papilionidae.
AUGAUAAGAAGAUUAGUAUUAAUAACCCAUAAAAACGUAACGAGUCCUCUACGAAUAAAUUGUAAGCAUAGGCAUUUACAUACUGAUGACAGAAUAGCAAAAGAAAUAAAGAUUCCAGUUCAGUGGGGUCAUAUAUCUGCAAAGUUGUGGGGAAAUGAACAAGAACAACCAAUUUUGGCAUUACACGGUUGGCAGGAUAAUGCUGGUACUUGGGACACUCUAGCACCACUGCUUUAUGAAAAGCGACCCAUUCUCGCUAUUGAUUUUCCAGGACAUGGACAUUCAUCUUGGUUUCCACCAGGUAUGAUGUAUUAUCCAUGGGAAUUCGUACGUUUAAUUCUCUUCAUAAGGGAAUAUUAUAAAUGGGAUAAAGUUUCACUACUAUGCCAUUCAAUGGGAGCUAUUGCAGGACUACGGUUCGCCAGUUUGUUUCCCGACGAAGUAGCAUUUUAUAUAGCAAUUGACAGUCUCGUUUCCGACGAUUAUGACUUACAUUUGGUGGUUGAUAAAUAUCCGAAAACCUUGCGAAAAAUACAAAUUGCACAAACACGUUUGGAAGACGAGCCGCCGUCCUACACAAUAGAAGAAAUGACAAAAAUCUGGCACAUGGGUACGAUGCAGUCUGUUGCCUUAGAGAGUGUUAAAUAUUUACUGAAAAGAGGCACGAAGCCAUCGAGUCGCGAUCCUAAUAAAUAUUACUUUUCAAGAGACUCAAGAUUAAAGCACACUUUAUUUAAUCCGGAGGACAAAAAGUUUGUAGAAGCCCUUGUUAAGAGAUUAUCUUGUCCUUCCUUAUAUGUGAAAGGUCUAGACUCUCCUUUUGCAUCAGACGAGUUUUCUGUAGAAAUGCGCGAACUGAUAAGAAAAAAUAAUCCUAAAUUUGAUUGUCAUUUCGUACCUGGUACUCAUCACGUUCAUUUAAACGAUCCUGAAAAAAUUGCGAAUUUAAUUCUGCCAUUUUAUCAGAAAUAUAAUCUAGUUUAA